Molecule: messenger RNA, 2728 nt
Organism: Psammomys obesus (fat sand rat)
Lineage: Eukaryota; Metazoa; Chordata; Mammalia; Rodentia; Muridae
Gene: Zdhhc18
Product: zinc finger DHHC-type palmitoyltransferase 18
Exons: 11
Coding region: 1-1557 (518 amino acids)
Biological process (GO): protein targeting to membrane; peptidyl-L-cysteine S-palmitoylation
Cellular component (GO): endoplasmic reticulum; Golgi apparatus
Molecular function (GO): protein-cysteine S-palmitoyltransferase activity
Source: RefSeq, a predicted model, not a curated record
AUGCUCCCUCCAUGCAGCACAUGGAAGGCCGGCCUUUACCAGCUGGCAAAAGCCACGUUCCACACUAACCUCAGCUUGACGGACAAGCCCUGUGACGACCACCAGCGACCCUGCCUUUCCGAUACUCGCAGGCUCCCCACCCCUCCGAUUGCAGGCAGCACCCACGGCCUGCUUCCAGUCAAAGACCAGAGCAAAGGCAUUGACAUACUGCUGCUGUCACACAUCCUGGGCCGCCGGCCGCGGCGUAAGUGGGAGGUGUUCCCGGGCCGCAACCGCUUCUACUGCGGCGGCCGCCUCAUGCUGGCCGGCCACGGCGGCGUCUUCGCGCUCACGCUGCUGCUCAUCCUCAGCACCACCGUCCUCUUCUUCGUCUUCGACUGUCCCUACCUGGCCGGCCACCUGACCCUGGCCAUCCCCAUCAUCGCGGCCAUCCUCUUCUUCUUCGUCAUGAGCUGCCUCCUGCAGACCAGCUUCACCGACCCUGGCAUCCUCCCGAGGGCCACUGUCUGCGAGGCAGCCGCCCUGGAGAAGCAGAUCGAUAACACAGGCAGCUCCACGUACCGACCGCCCCCGAGGACCCGGGAGGUGAUGAUCAAUGGACAGGUGGUGAAGUUGAAGUACUGCUUCACCUGUAAGAUGUUCCGGCCACCCCGGACCUCACACUGCAGUGUCUGUGACAACUGUGUGGAACGGUUUGACCAUCACUGCCCUUGGGUGGGCAACUGUGUGGGGAGGCGAAACUACCGCUUCUUCUAUGCGUUCGUGCUCUCCCUCUCGUUCCUCACGGCCUUCAUCUUCGCCUGCGUGGUCACCCACCUGACGCUGCGUUCUCAAGGAAACAACUUCCUCUCCACUCUGAAGGAGACUCCAGCGAGCGUGCUGGAGUUGGUCAUCUGCUUCUUCUCAAUCUGGUCCAUCCUGGGCCUCUCAGGGUUCCACACUUACCUCGUCGCCUCCAAUCUGACCACUAAUGAAGAUAUCAAAGGGUCUUGGUCCAGCAAGAGGGGCGGUGAGGCCUCCGUCAACCCCUACAGCCAUAAAAGUAUUAUCACCAACUGCUGUGCUGUGCUCUGCAGCCCCCUACCUCCCAGCCUAAUCGACCGGCGGGGUUUCGUGCAGUCUGACGCCGUGUUGCCCUCGCCCAUCAGAAGUGACGAGCCAGCCCGUGGAGCCAAGCCAGACGCCAGCAUGGUUCCCGAAGUUUGGGCCCUAGUUCUCCCAGCUGAUCAGUGGCAAGAGAGGAGAGCCACAGCCUCUGGAGGCCACCGAGGGGACCAUGCCAAAUCACUGCCUGUGCCCAGGGAGGCCCGGUGUGAGCGAGGGUGUGAACUGAGUGGGCAGCCUCCCAGCUGGAGACCUGCUUGGACCUUGCUGAGCCAGGGGCUUCUGGAGGCAGGACUGCUGGGCCCUGGCUCUGAACCUCGGGUGCCAGGCGAGGACCCUUCCUUGGACGGCUUUGGUUUGGGGCUCCUGCUUUCUCUUUGUGGUGAUCAUUGGGUUGUUUUGGGUUUUUGGUUUUUUGUGGGGGCAGGGAGGUUAUCUGGAAUUGGCCAAUAGGAUAGGGCCGGGGUACUGGUAGAGAGAGCAUGGGCAGAGGGCGGGAGGCCUGUGUCAGAGGGAGCCAAACGAGCCAUCCAGGCCCGAGUAACCUCAGCUCCUGUAGAGGCGAGGGCAGCACCGUAGGAUGAGGACUUUCCCCUGCUGGUGGGGACUCUGGAGGAUCCUUUCCUGUGACUCCCCACUCUGGUCCCUCUUCCAAGUCAGGGCUAGAGAUGGGCGGGUUAGCUCAUGCUGGCAAUACUUGAAACGGGUUCAUUAAUGCUGGGUAUUUUGCACAGUUUUAUAGACCUCUUUUUUACAUAGCCUUUUUAAAACAGAAGUCAGUGUGUUACUCUCUGUGUAGUGCCAUGCCAAGGGUUUCCAGGAGGCUAGGUAGUUUAACACGCUACAGCAGAGCCAGCUGGGAGCGGUUGGAUGUGUUUGCGCAUGCGCACGUGUGUUCAUGUGUGGCCAAAUACAGCUGACUCCCAUGUCCCCUGGGCUACUCCCUUUCCCCAUUUCCCUGGGUUCAGAAGCAGCCUGAGGCCUGGGGACUAGAGGAUGUGCAUCAGUCAUGGAGACCCCUCGGCCUUCUUCCUUACACCGCAGCCUUUAGACAACAGUGGCUGGGGCCCUGCCACCCAGGCUCCCAGCUGUGACCUGCCCUAACAGGCCGAGGCCAGGUGUGGUGGGUGGGGUGGGGGCUCAGGAGCACCCGAGCCUUUCUGUAAGCCACACCCCCUCCUAGGAAUUCUGCUGUGAGUGUAGGCCCUAGCGCUAGGGACUGGGAGAAUGAAGGAAAGGGCAGAGUAGGCCAGGAUGCCUAUGUGGCUUGGCCAGGAGCUCAUAGCAUUUCUUCCUUCUGCUGGGAGCUGUAGAUUCUAAUCAAAAUAGAAACUUGUUCUCCCAGGCCCCCUCCUUGGCCCUUCAGGUGGACUAAAGCCCUUGGAUCAUAACAUAGGACAUCACUAAGAGGUCCCUUCCUUGCUCCCAAGGCCAGUGGGUCCCAGACAUAACUGGGAAGUGGUGGGCACCAAAGUUCCCCCGGGAAAAACAGCUUCAGACCCCUAAGCCAACCUGAGUGGCCCGGUGGUAGAUAGGGCGGGGGCUGGAGGAGGGGUUCCCUAACCUGCCUUUUGUUUAAGCCAGUUUUCUUUGUCCCUGCUUGUAAUAAAACUUCUGUUCCUAA